UCACGUGACCAGAAGCAGUUGAAUACGAUGUAGCAGCUGCAGAGUGGGAGAGGAGGAGGAAGAUGCCAGCGAUGUGAGUACACGAUACUUCAUCUCAGGACGCACAGGAUAGGAUGGAUCCGUUCCGACCUCGACAUCGAAGGCCCGAUAAAGCCUUGUACGUUCCAAAGGCUCGACGGCCAACAGCAGACAAUGGACCCGCCAGCACUGAAAACCCAUUGGGUGCCUCUUCAAGUAAGACCCCUAACCAGUACCAAUACAGGAAUGCCACUGAGAACUGGAAUCCCGCCGGCCGGGAGCACGGAGACCGCCAAGAUAGCAGGUUCUCCAGAUCGCCCGAUCCCAGGAAGCAGUCCGAGCAUGGAGCCCAAGGGACAGAAAAGGCUGAAAGUGAUUCAUUAUGCAAAGAAUUUAAUAGCCUAACCGUUAAGGAGAAGACGACGAGCUCGGUGGAAAGCCGCGUGUCCUCUUCGCACAUCGAUUCUUCUGCCGCGGUUAGUCGCUCAUCACACGAGACCAGACCUUUUCACGCCCGGGCCACCUCUGCCAGCCAUCCUCCCAGAAAACAGUACGACUUUAAAAGAAUUACGUCCGAGGAGACAUGGGCAGAAUGGGACAGGGUCAGAAGGAAAGCACAAGCCAAGCGAAAGUGCUCUUCUGGGAAACCGGAAUGCUGUGCAGGUCCUUUAAGAAGAAACGAGGACAGGUUUCCGCCAGACGUAGCCAGGUUAUCCAGCAGCGCAGAGCAGUGUGUAUGUCAUCAGGCCAAUUUAGGUUUACCGUCUAAUACUGUAGAGAACAGCUGGGAAUGCAAAGUAGAGAAUCUAGAAAGUGCGACCGUACGGCAAAGUGCCGGCGCAGACAGUGCGGAAGUAAUCUCUGUAGGUGACGCUACUAAAGCCCCAUCUGGACAGCUUACAGUCUUAGAAAGCAAUGCAGAUAACACUGUUAAUGCACCCCUGCAUGAAAAUGUUACAGAAAGAGAAUUCGAUCCUGCUCCUGUAAUAGGAGAGCACGUCUUAGAGGAGGAAGACACCGCCUCCGAGCCCAGCAGCGGCGCUGAAGAUGAGCCACCGGCUGAUCUAAAAGCAUGCCCAUCUGAGAGCGCCGGAGCUGGACUAGAUGGUGUGCAUACUUCUAUAUCGCCAGUGCUGCAAGGUGUAAGUGAAACGUAUGGGGAGCAGGAGGUUCAGGAGGUUGAUAUAUGUUCUUAUUUAGAUUCUUCAGAACUAGAGGAUAGGGGUGGCACCAUAGAUUUCGAAAGCAUCAUCGAGGUGGCAGAACCCAGUUUAGAUCAGCAAAGUAGUGAUGAGGGGGAGACUCUAGAAAUACAACCUGAUCCAGUAAUAGCGGUGCUACCUCAAGUAUCGUCGGAGGCUCUGGUGAUGUCCGAACCAGCCAGUCCAGAGCCCGAUACUAUAGCAGCGGACACAGAGGUCAUUGGUCCUGCACUGGCGAGCCUAGAUGCUGUAGAGAAGGCGCCCACCAUGGAAAGUGGGGACUCUUUACCAGCAGGGGUGAAGGUGGAGGCUCUUGAGGCACCUUCAAAGCAAGCAGAGCCUUGUCAGAAGGAAGGUCAUGCCGAGCCGGGUAUGUGCCCUGCUAGCGAGGUAGUCUUGGACUGUUCGGUUGACCUGAAGGAACGUAAUUCAUUGACUGGAACUGACUGUGAACUGGAAGGGCGUACAGACCAAUGUGUGGCCUCUUUGGAAACCACUGAUAAAGCGGCUCCAUGUGCAGCGAGUACCGCGGAAGAAGAGGGCUGGGAUUCUCUCUUUAAUGAUGACGGAGAGUGUGUUGACCCCCACCAUAACCAAGAGCUGACCUCGAGAGGAGGAGGAGGAGAAGGAGACAGCCCUAAGAAGUCCCGAUACAACUACUACGACUAUGAGCCUAAAGAGUCUGACAUGGAUGAUCUGGAGCUGUCACAUGUCAUCGAGAUCUACGACUUCCCUGCCGAAUUUAAGACCGAGGAUUUACUCCGCACCUUUGCCAGUUACCAGAAAAAAGGUUUUGACGUCAAGUGGGUUGAUGAUACUCACGCCCUCGGAGUGUUCGCCAGUCCUAUCACAGCUCGUGACGCGUUGUCCAGCAAGAACCCAUUGGUGAAGGUCAGACCAUUGUCCCAAGCCACCCGAGCCUCCAGGACUAAAGCUCGGACCUGUUCCGACUUUCUGCAGCCCGCUAAAGACCGCCCAGAAACGUCUGCGGUUCUUGCAAGGAGACUGGUGAUUAGUGCCUUGGGAGUACGAAGUACCCAGAGCAAAGCCGAAAGGGAGGCUGAGCGCAAGAAACUCAAGGAAGCCAGAGAGCGAAGGCAUCUUGAAGCAAAACAGCGGGAAGAUGCCUGGGAAGGAAGGUGAAGGCAGCAGCGUCUGAGCGCAGUGGGGGAGAGCGACAUGUCUCUGUAAUGUGGAGAAGCAGCGAGGACACUGGCUCCAGGUGACAAGCACCGGCGGUGACCUGUUUCUCAAAUCCCUCUGCUCGGCCGGCGGAGAAUAAAGAGUUUGUCUUACAGAACAGACGCUUGAAUUUGUGUCACGCACUUAAUGGUGGAGUCGGAAGGGGAAAGAUAAAUCUGCCGCAAUCGUUUUGGAAGGGGUUUGAUAAGAAAAAUGUUACAAUUUUGGGGAAACAUAAGCCUUUUGCGCAGAUAUUUUUGUGUUUUUAAUAAUGUGAUGCAUCUUAUUCCUGUCCUGUGAGCGAUCAGGGUUUGGAGUCUGACAACACUUCCUGUCCCUGUGCGGUUCGUUGUUGUCAUAGCCUCUUCCGGCCUCCUAGUAACCAACCUAAAUACGUAAACCCGUGUCUGCGUUGAUUACAUGUCCUGGUGCUUAUGAUAAUUAUGAACAGGAAGUUUUGACAUGGGGACAGAUGGCCUCAAUUUUAUCAUCUGUUAACUCUGCACAGGAAUAAAAUAUUUUUUAUUUAGUUUUCAUUAGUGCAAUCAAGGGGCAUAACCUCAAAAUAUUCUCAUUCUGCUGAAUGCACCCUUUCUGUCUGUUCUUCAUACCAAAAAAACAGAGCAGAACCAGCUUGGAGAAAAGGGGGGCCGUUCCCAAAAACGUCCUGUGUGAAUGUUUUCCUUCGUGCGGAGUUCUGUUCUCAUUGGCUUUUUAGGGUCUUUGUGCUCCUUCUCAACCAAUUAUCCUCCUACUGUUUUGUGUAUACAGCUCCUAUGCAGACCUAUGAGUCUUCAUGGUAACUACAAGCAGCCCUGGUGUAG
Messenger RNA from Bufo bufo (common toad), 3226 nucleotides. RefSeq names its product R3H domain and coiled-coil containing 1 like (gene R3HCC1L). NCBI's taxonomy places the organism in Eukaryota, Metazoa, Chordata, Amphibia, Anura, Bufonidae. The coding region runs from base 114 to 2363 and encodes 749 amino acids. The record is from RefSeq and is a predicted model, not a curated record. The transcript has 7 exons.